GAGAGGGAUUUCACGGGAGAGAGGCGAAGGAGAGAGAGGGCUGAGAGGCUGGAGCGUGAGACGAGAGGACGCAUCUCAACCCCUGAGUUCACUCAGCCAAGUUCGACCCCGCGGCUCAGCUCGCCACACGGGGGAGUCCAAUCGUGACCCUCGCGGAGCGCGUCUCGUUCCAUGCUUUUAACGUCCCCCAAGCCACCACCUGCGCCGUCUCCGCAAAGCUUCGGGAGCGGAGGGUCCAUCUGCCCGGCCGACUUCUCUUCGUGAGGAGCCGGGUUCGACGGGGCAUUUUCAAAUUCCCCCCGAGACCCCUGGGCAGAGUACGCCCACCUCUCUUGGGGGCCCGGCCGCGAGGACUCGAUCAAAGACUAUUCGUCCCGGCUGCUGCGCGCAGGAAAGGAAGCGAGAGGAGAGGGAAGGACGAGUGAGGGAGGCAGUGAUGGGGGAGUGCGGGCGUGGGGAGCUGUGUGGGGGGUACGUGAGCGCCCGGGGUCUCCCCGUGGACCCCUUCCUGUGUCCCCGCGAAGGGGAUGAGCCGGGUCACGUGCACUGCUGCGGGUUCGCGGACUUCAAGUACUGCUGUGGGGACCCGGUCAGCUACUACGAGUAUGACUACACCUACAUGCGCGCGCUAAGUAUCGGCCUGCUGCUCGCUCUGAGCGUGGUGGCGCUCACUCUCGUGGCGUUCGUGGUGAGCGUCUGCGCCCUCUGCUUCCUCUUCCACUGCACAAAACCCAAGGCGGCGCUUCGCCACGGCCUGGCACUCGAGGCUGGAACCCGCGAGGGGGGCAGCAUCAACCCGGCCCCCCACGGCCCGCUGGGAUCUCCGCUGUUCAUGCGCAGCACUCGCAAUCAGCCCAGGGGCCCCCCAAUUGGGAUCACCCCAUGCAAGCCCCCCAGCAACAACAACGCCAACAACAAUAACACGAGCCCUAACAACACGAACCCCAACAUCCACCCGAACCCCAUCAGCAACAUCCCUUACACUAACCCCAACCCUAAUCAUAACCCCAGCAAUAUUCAGAACCCUAAUAUCACUAACACCAACAACACUAACAACCCGAACGCCAAUAUUUAACAGCAUCUACCGUAACCCUAACAAGCAUUAACCCAUCAAACACCCUCACAUCGAUAACGUCGACACUAACUCCAUCGAUGAUCCCCACUCCCACGCGUCCCUCUCGCUGUAUCUCAGUGUAAUUCCACGUGGCCGUGCGCACUGUUUGCGUUCCACGGCCAUCGUCAGUGUCCACGUUCUGAUCCGCGCGUCACGGCCGGGCGGGCUCAUGGCAGAGCGCCCUGAUUGAAAACUCUCUCCUUGGAGGCCCUUCGCUCUGUCGCUUCCCAUCGUGUAGCUCGGUUCCACCAAACCGCUCCACCACGCGGCUCUCGGCCGCUUUGGUCCCGGGCACCCUUCAGUAUCUGCCCUGGGUACACAAACACACGCACUGCUCGGCUUACAGUCGUGUCUCUCCAACGAUUUAUCUUUGGCCACCAAAAUCGCCCCUUACCACGUCUCGCGCUGCCACCAGGCGAUCUGAGACGGUGGCACGCGCUCUGGGUAUUGAGCCUCGUCUCCGGGUUGUUCUUAGAGGCUCUCUUGUUCUCCAUGUUUUUGAGAUGGCAAACGUUGGGCAGUGCAUUAUAUUCGUAUGACUAUUUUUUUACGUGCGUAUUAUAAUCCGGUGUGUGUGUGUCUGUGUGCGAGUACAUAUUUGUAAAACUGCAUUGGCACCGACACUAGGCGCAGAUGUGGGGUGCGUCUUACUUUCGGGAGCGUCGUAUAAUCCGAACAAAACGAAAAAUGUUCAGCUUUGGCCAAUAGUAGUUACACUGUGUGUGUGUGUGGGGGGGGGGGGAUUUAGCUAUGGAAGGAGGAAACCGUGGCCAAUAGCAGUUCCACUGUGUGUGUGGGUUUGACCUAUUGAGGAGGAAAUUGGAGAUCCCGGACGAAACCCACGCAGAACAGGGGGAGAACAGAGAAACUCAACAGAGAAAGGGACCCGAUUUGGGAAUCGAACCCAGGCUCUUGUUGCCGUGAGGCUCCAGAGUAACCGCUGCGCAGCCACCCUGCCGCAUGAGGCUAAAGUGAGUCUCAAGACUCUUUGGCAAGAGGGUCAUGCCUGCUUGGAAUGUUUGAGGGAAUUAUUUCUUUGGAGGGGGAAAUGAAGUCGUUGCUGUUAAAUUAUUGUUAUGGUUGUCAUUGUUGGUGCGAAUUGAAUGUCUGUAAUACAAUUGUUUAUCUCGUUUAAAAA
Molecule: messenger RNA, 2252 nt
Organism: Petromyzon marinus (sea lamprey)
Lineage: Eukaryota; Metazoa; Chordata; Hyperoartia; Petromyzontiformes; Petromyzontidae
Source: RefSeq, a predicted model, not a curated record